Messenger RNA from Prunus armeniaca (apricot), 186 nucleotides. NCBI's taxonomy places the organism in Eukaryota, Viridiplantae, Streptophyta, Magnoliopsida, Rosales, Rosaceae. The record is from the annotation of a GenBank genome assembly.
AUGGUCAACACAACCAAAGUCGGAAUCCUCAACACUAUCAGAAUCGGAACCUUCAUCAGAAUCAGAAUAAGAGUCAACCCCCCUCACGUGAUGAUGAUUCGGGACAGUUUCUAUGUUAUAACUGUCACAAGCAAGGGCACCUUGCCUGGAACUGCAGGAAUAGGUCUCGCCCAGCUCCUCAAGUGA